Messenger RNA from Aspergillus sclerotioniger CBS 115572, 1194 nucleotides. RefSeq names its product serine/threonine-protein kinase. The transcript is spliced from 4 exons. The record is from RefSeq and is a predicted model, not a curated record. Gene Ontology annotation, biological process: protein phosphorylation; cellular response to oxidative stress. Bases 1 to 1194 code for a protein of 397 amino acids. Gene Ontology annotation, molecular function: calmodulin binding; calcium/calmodulin-dependent protein kinase activity; ATP binding. Lineage: Eukaryota; Fungi; Ascomycota; Eurotiomycetes; Eurotiales; Aspergillaceae.
AUGGCGUCACAACCGCAAGCAGGCCAGCGACCCAAGGUCCAGCCCUGCCGAUACAAGACCGGAAAGACGCUAGGAGCCGGCUCCUACUCGGUCGUCAAAGAAUGCGUGCACAUCGACACGGGUCGUUACUAUGCAGCGAAGGUGAUCAAUAAGCGCCUGAUGGCGGGCCGUGAGCACAUGGUCCGGAAUGAGAUCGCGGUGCUGAAAAGAGUGUCCAUGGGCCAUCAGAACAUCUUGACCCUGGUCGACUACUUUGAAACAAUGAACAACCUGUACCUGGUCACCGACCUCGCGCUUGGUGGUGAGCUUUUCGACCGCAUUUGCCGUAAAGGCAGUUACUACGAAUCCGACGCUGCGGACCUCAUCCGUGCGAUCCUGUCUGCUGUGGCGUACUUGCACGACCAUGGAAUCGUGCAUCGGGAUCUGAAGCCCGAGAACCUUCUAUUCCGCACCCCAGAGGACAAUGCGGAUCUCCUGAUCGCGGACUUUGGCUUGUCCAGAAUCAUGGAUGAGGAGCAGUUCCACGUCCUUACUACGACGUGCGGCACGCCAGGAUACAUGGCCCCCGAGAUCUUCAAGAAAAGCGGUCACGGAAAACCAGUAGACAUCUGGGCCAUCGGCGUUAUCACCUACUUCUUGCUAUGCGGUUACACCCCCUUCGACCGCGAAUCCAACCUGGAAGAGAUGCAGGCCAUCCUUGCAGCAGACUACUCCUUCACCCCCUUUGAAUACUGGCGCGGCGUUUCCCACGACGCACGGGACUUUAUCAAGCGGUGUCUAACCAUCGAUCCUAACGCUCGUAUGACGGCUCACGAGGCCCUUCAACAUGCCUGGGUCAACCCGCCCUACGACACUUCCGCCGACAAACUCGGCUCCGGCGCAGAUCUCCUCCCCACAGUCAAGAAGAACUUCAACGCCCGUCGCACCCUACACAAGGCCAUCGAUACUGUGCGCGCCAUCAACAAGCUCCGCGAAGGUGGCGGCCUGAUGAUGGACGGCAUGAUGAGCGUGGACCCGAAGCCGGAACGGGUCAACGGCAACGACGUCAUCGAAGAACGUCGAGACCACGAUGGACACAUGGAAAUCGACGGCCGUUCCAACGCCCGCGGCCAGACAGAAGAGCAGAUUCGCGCCCAAGAGCGAAAAGUCCAGGAAAUGGUCGCUGGGUUGUGGAGUCGGACGGUGAAGAAAUAA